Molecule: messenger RNA, 2260 nt
Organism: Rosa chinensis
Lineage: Eukaryota; Viridiplantae; Streptophyta; Magnoliopsida; Rosales; Rosaceae
Product: bifunctional endo-1,4-beta-xylanase XylA
Exons: 2
Coding region: 183-1343 (386 amino acids)
Source: RefSeq, a predicted model, not a curated record
AGAAGAAUUUACAUUGGGAAGACAAAAAGGUUCAAAGAUUUAACCCAGUCUGCCGCCCCUCCCUCUCUCUCUCUCUCUCUCUCUCUCAGAGACACAGAAAAGAAAGUAAAGCUUUGUUCUUUGACCUUAUCAAGAUCUUGGAUUAUUUGUUCUGAAAGCCAGUCAGUCUAUGAUUUGAUCAAAUGGGUAAAUGGGGACAUCGUCCCAAUCGCAGGUUCUUCCGUCAAGAAAAGCUUCCAAGCCCAUUCCCUCUUCCUUUUCACCCUCAACCUCCUCCCCCUUCAGAGUUUUGGCGGGAUGGUGUACCUCAAUGGGAAAAAGAAUACUGCACUUUGAUCGGGUCCAUACCAUGGUGGAAGGUGGUAGAUGCCAAGAAUUAUAUGUAUGGCAGUAGUAAUGUACUCAAUUGGGACGAUUCAGCUGGUGAGGAGGCAUUUCAAAAUGCGAAAAAGCGCUUUUGGGCAGACAUCAACGGCCUCCACUGUGACAUCUCUCUACCUGAUUCAGAUAUUUAUAUUGAUGAAAUAGAUUGGAACCCUUUCAUCGAUCCUGAUAUCGUGAAGGAAGUGGAUCGUGAGUACUUUGCUCCUGAUGAUGGAGAUGGAGAAGGAAAUGACAAGUUGGGGCAGAAAAAGAGGAAAGAACAUUCAGCUAUUAUUCCUUUAGAUGGACAUAACUGUCUUCCAGAUAAUCCUACAAAUCCUUGGGAAUGUGACAAUAUGCAAAGUAGUGGGGAUUUGAAAAAUGAAGCAGAGGGCUGGAACCAGGGGAAUAAUCAUACAGAUUUGGUUAGCGGUGAAGUCAACUCCUGGGAACGCCUCAUUACUCAGAGCAAUGAAAGAAUGGAAAAUACUGCAUGGGAAGAUAGGGAUAAAUCAUGGAGAUGGAACCAGAUGGCAAAAAACAGUCUCUCAAAGAAUUGGGAUGAUGGUGGCAAUCCUUGGGCACGGGACUGUCAGGGUUUUACCCAUGUGAAAGUUAAUAAUAGAUGGGGUGAUCCCUUAAAUAAGUCUUGGGGCUCCAACCAGCCAGAGACAAAGAAUUUGGAUCAUGGUGAAAAUCCUUGGGAGUGUGGUCCUAGUCAAUAUAAUGAAGCUUUAACAAAAGAUCGAGGAUGGAAAGAUUGUGGAGGUUGGAAACAGUGUGACAGCCGUAUUAACCAGAGAAAUAAUUUGGAUUUUAGGAUAAAAGGUGGCAGAUGGGGAACUACGAAUCACAGUGGCCAGAAGAGGGAACGGUCUCACCAAUAUAUAGCAGGAUCCCAAAGCUCAAGAUUUCAAGGGAGUGAUUGUCAAACAGGUGGAUACUGGAGGAGGGCAAACAAUAGAAAGAGGCUCAGCUGACUCGGUUUUGGCUUUGAGUAGCCAGUGAUAGAGAACAAGGGUUCAGUUUUGACAAAUGUUUUUGAACUGCUAACUGAUGAUAAUGGAUUUUGAAAACAUCUAUGGAUGGAGACAAUAGAACGGGAUGUGUGAACAUCAUCUAAAUACUAUAGCAUGUCAUCUCUGUUGUCUCAUGAUAAGGCAAUAGUCCAAUCUUCCAGAUUGGUAAUGUUAUUGCUACAUCAGCUGUAGUUUGAGGGCUUUAAUUUUAGAGGAUGCCUCAACUUUUUUGCACCAUGCAUCCUUGUAUAACUAGUAAUUUCUUUUACUGAAUAAUAGUAAUAUUAUUACCAGGACCAGUUUCCUGUUCUCCAUGAAGUACUGAGACGCGGGUGUGCAUAAUGUUGACUGGAUAAGCUCAUAACUUGAAAUCGACUGAUUUCAUGUGUUCUUGUUAUGUACCAGUUUUCUACUCUUUUGAAGACCAGCUUUCUGCUUGUAGCAUUACACCAAGUGAUUUGCUUAUGUGUGCUCACAGCUUUGCAGACAUAUGCUCUCAUCUCUCUUCUAGACCAGCUUUCUGUUGAUAGCAUAGCACAAGUGGUUUGCUUGUGUGGUGUUUCGUGAGAUAAAUUGAAACGUUCUGUUUUAGAAAAUGUCAGUCUCUCUUAGAAAAAAUGUGUUGGUUCAUUGAUGUUGUUCCCCCCAAAUAAGAUGAGGUGUUUUCAUGUAUAUUGUUCUCAGGUGAAGUCAGCGACUUGCGAAGUUGGUUUGCUUUCUGGGUUUCAAAUUGCUACUGUGUCCGGUGUUAUUGGUUUUAUGCUUCAGCAUGGAGUUAAUACAUCAUAAGAAUUUGUAACAACGUUGAUCAUAGGUUUUAUCUUGAACAAUACCCAUCUCCAUUGUUGAUCAUGAGCUCUGUGUUAUAGGGGUAACAC